CCCUGAGUGUGUAUGUCAGUGUGUUCCAGUCUCUCUGUGUGAGUGUUGUCCCCAGUCCCCCAUCCCCCCCUGGAUCUCUAAUUAGUGGUUUGGGGUUUGUUCCUUCUCCCUCCUGUUCCUUUCCUCAGCGGCAGCCACGCGGCCUCAGCAGCAGCAGCAGGAGCCACAGGAGCAGCAGCUGGGACUCCGGAGUCAGCGCAGGAGGGUAGGAUUGGAGCCUGAGUGGGAGCAGGAGAGGAGCUGGCCGGGAGAGCAGUGGAGCCCUUCCAGGCCCCUCAGGCCACCCCUUGCCUGCACUCCCCCUGCCAGAAAGGAGACCCAGGACACCUAGCCCCAGAUACCGCAGCCUCAGGAUGGCGUCCUCCCUGCUUGAGGAGGAAGCGCACUAUGGCUCCAGUCCCCUGGCCAUGCUGACAGCAGCGUGCAGCAAAUUUGGUGGCUCCAGCCCGCUGCGGGACUCAACGACACUGGGCAAAGCAGGCGCCAAGAAGCCAUAUUCUGUGGGCAGUGACCUUUCAGUCCCCAAAACCAUGGGGGAUGCCUACCCAACCCCCUUUUCAAGUACCAAUGGGCUCCUAUCUCCUGCAGGCAGUCCUCCAGCACCCACCUCCGGCUAUGCCAACGACUACCCUCCCUUUUCCCACUCAUUCCCUGGGCCCACGGGCACCCAGGACCCUGGGCUACUAGUGCCCAAGGGGCACAGCUCUUCUGACUGCCUGCCCAGUGUCUACACCUCUCUGGAUAUGGCACACCCUUACGGCUCCUGGUACAAAGCAGGCGUCCAUGCAGGCAUCUCACCAGGCCCAGGCAAUACUCCUACUCCUUGGUGGGACAUGCACCCUGGGGGCAACUGGCUAGGUGGUGGGCAGAGUCAGGGUGAUGGGCUGCAAGGGACACUGCCCACAGGUCCUGCUCAGCCUCCACUGAACCCCCAGCUGCCCACCUAUCCAUCUGACUUUGCUCCCCUUAAUCCAGCCCCCUAUCCAGCUCCCCACCUCUUGCAAGGGCCCCAGCAUGUCUUGCCCCAAGAUGUCUAUAAACCUAAGGCAGUGAGCAACAGUGGGCAGCUGGAGGGGAGUGGUGGAGCCAAACCCCCUCGGGGCGCAGGCACUGGGGGCAGUGGUGGAUAUGGGGCCAGUGGAGCAGGGCGCUCCUCCUGUGACUGCCCCAAUUGCCAGGAGCUAGAGCGCUUGGGGGCAGCUGCAGCUGGGCUGCGGAAGAAGCCCAUUCACAGCUGCCACAUCCCUGGCUGCGGCAAGGUGUAUGGCAAGGCCUCACACCUGAAGGCCCACUUGCGCUGGCACACAGGAGAGAGGCCCUUCGUUUGCAACUGGCUCUUCUGUGGCAAGAGGUUCACCCGUUCAGACGAGCUGGAGCGCCACGUGCGCACUCACACCCGGGAGAAGAAGUUCACCUGCUUGCUCUGCUCCAAGCGCUUUACCCGAAGCGACCAUCUGAGCAAGCACCAACGUACCCAUGGCGAGCCGGGCCCGGGCCCCCCUCCCAGUGGCCCCAAGGAGCUGGGGGAGGGUCGCAGCACAGGGGAAGAGGAGGCCAGUCAGACACCGCGACCUUCGGCCUCACCAGCACCCCCAGAGAAAGCCCCUGAAGGCAGCCCUGAGCAGAGCAACCUGCUGGAGAUAUGACCUGGGUGGAGGGUCUCCAGCCCCAGAGCUGCCCUGCCAGUCUCUCCUGGCUCUGUGGACCACUGCUUGCCCCUCACUACCUUUGGCCCAUGCAUGCUGCCUCUUGGGGGCUCUCUACGUCCCUUCCCUGGCCAUUCUGAGCUUGGGUUUCUCCCAGCAUGCCCCCUUUGCUCAUCUUCUCCCCUUGCCAUGAGCCCAUUCCCCACACUCUCAUCUCAGGCCAUCACCUUGUGCCUGAUUUCUGCACUCUGGCUUCCUAAGUUGUCCCUGCUCAUAGCUCUGCUACUUGGUUCUUACCCCACCAGCUUUACUUGCGUUCCAUUUGGGCUCCCAACACUUUCUCCAUCUCACUAACUCCUUGACAUGCAUCCUUUCUGCUUCCCAAGCUUACUUACCAUAUCCCUUAGCUUUCAGGCUCCCGUUUUCCCAACUUACUUUCCAUGCUCCAGAGCGUUCUUCCUUUUUACAAACACGAUGAUGAUGAUCAUAAUGAUAAUGAUAAUUUAUUGCCCCCUGGUGGCCUCUUCAUUAGGGGCAAGAAUUAGGAGAAUUGGGGUUAGUGACCUGGCAGGGAGCAGGGUGCUAGAGGGGGGCAGAGCAGUGGGGAUCUGAUCCCAAAGAUGGGGUGACCCCAGGGUCAGGGAGGCUGCCCCCAGGCCUGUAUAUUUAACCCCAUGUUCCAAGAGAAAUGAGUAGUAAUAAUAAUAAUUCUAUUUAUAUAAGUUAUGAUGACAGGUCAGGUAGGGUGAGCUUGGGAGAAAGGAGGUCCAUUUCUGCUAUAGAAAUUUUUGCCAAAUGUAUCUCUGUUUAGAAAAAGUGUUAGGGCAAUUUUGUUCAUAGAAUUUCUAUCAUCAGGGUCUCAGUUAAGGGGGUUUCUCUUUUAACGGAAUCUCUGUUAAUGGGGUUGGUUAGCUAGGUCUCUGCUGAAGAGUUGAUUGGGAAUCUCAGUUUGGUGAUCCCUAAUAUUCCAGCCUCAGCCAGAAGCUGUGAAACCUCAAGUCCUAUGGAAGGGAGGACUGGAAUGUACCCCAGCUCCUCUGACCCCAGAGCAGGUUUUUCCACUGCCCCAACCCUGACACCAUGCCCCCAUCAGGCAAAUCCCUUGUUGCCAUAAUCACAGAGAACUUGCAACUGCCAUCUUAGGCAUGCUCUUUGGGGAAGCCCACCUAACAUGGGGACAUGGGUUUGGAGGUGUCUAUCCUGAAGAAUAGGUGGGGAAGGCUUUCUUUGGGAUUAGAUUCAAAUAAAUAUUUAUUGGGUGCCUAUUCUGUGCAAGGCACUGUGCUAGGCUGGUGCCUAGAAGCCAUGAGAAAGAAUUUACACAGCUAGGAGGACAGAGGUUCCCAAGCUGAUUUGGGGGUACAUCCACAGGCCCCCAACCUGGGACUUCCGAUGCUCCACCUCCAGUGACUUUUAAAGCCUCUUCGUGCCUUUCGUGUGACUUUGGAUCCUCCUUUUCUAUCUCCUGCUCCCUCAAGGCCCCAAGUUAAAGGGUUAAAGCCGCUGGGGCUUGGGGAGAGGGUAAUAUUGCGGAUGGGAUCAUACCCUCAUGGAGUCCUUUUUUUUUUAAUUUAAUAAAUAAAAGUUCGAGUUUAAAUUGUGUCCUGUUGAGAUAAGGCGAAGAGGAAGGGAGAAGAGUGAGCCACAGGAUUUUUCCUCGGAAAUCGGGACUCCCCAUGGGCAUUCCAUCGU
This is a messenger RNA of Manis javanica (Malayan pangolin), 3338 nucleotides long. It is a transcript of the gene SP7, whose product is annotated as Sp7 transcription factor. Gene Ontology annotation, molecular function: DNA-binding transcription factor activity, RNA polymerase II-specific; RNA polymerase II cis-regulatory region sequence-specific DNA binding. The record is from RefSeq and is a predicted model, not a curated record. Lineage: Eukaryota; Metazoa; Chordata; Mammalia; Pholidota; Manidae. Gene Ontology annotation, biological process: regulation of transcription by RNA polymerase II.